This is a messenger RNA of Lathyrus oleraceus (garden pea), 321 nucleotides long. RefSeq lists its product as uncharacterized. The transcript has a single exon. The coding region runs from base 1 to 321 and encodes 106 amino acids. Lineage: Eukaryota; Viridiplantae; Streptophyta; Magnoliopsida; Fabales; Fabaceae. The record is from RefSeq and is a predicted model, not a curated record.
AUGUUUCUACAACUGGCUGAUCGUUCCAUUAAAUAUCCAGUAGGUAUGCUAGAAAAUGUUCGUGUUCGUAUAGGACAAUUCUAUAUUCCUACCGACUUUGCGAUUAUGGAUAUAAAGGAGGAUUCCCACAUCCCUAUAAUCUUAGGAAGACCCUUUCUAGCCACAGCCGGAGCCAUCAUAGAUGUGAAAAAAGGAAGGGUAACAUUCAAAGUCGGAGAAGAAAAAGUUGAAUUUCUCUUAGCUAAAUUCCUACAAGCGCCAGCUAUAGACGAAUCAUGUUAUUUCUUAGACGUCAUCGACGAAUGCGUGAAAGAAAUGUAG